AUGAAGGAUGUCUAUGGACACAAAACUAAAGGGGCAGUUAGAAUUUGUGUGGACUAUAGGAAUCUGAAUGAAGCAUCUCCCAAAGAUGAAUAUCCUAUGCCAAUUGUAGAUAUGCUAGUAGAUGUAGCUGCUCAUAACCAGAUGCUAUCUUUUAUGGAUGGCAAUGCAGGUUACAAUCAGAUUAUGGUGGCAGAAGAAGACAUCCACAAGACAGCUUUCAUGUGCCCAGGACAUAUAGGUGCUUUUGAAUACACUGUAAUGCCUUUUGGCUUAAGAAAUGCAGGAGCUACUGAUCAAAGAGCAAUGAAUUCUGUUUUCCAUGAUAUGAUAGGGCAUUCUCUAGAAGUAUAUAUAGAUGAUGUGGUGAUUAAAUCCCUAGAGGAGGGAAACCAUGCAUAG
Messenger RNA from Prunus mume (Japanese apricot), 399 nucleotides. The record is from RefSeq and is a predicted model, not a curated record. NCBI's taxonomy places the organism in Eukaryota, Viridiplantae, Streptophyta, Magnoliopsida, Rosales, Rosaceae.